CGAUGGCGCUGGACGCGGCGCCCGGGUCCCGCCUGGCCCCCGAGAUGAGCCGGCCCUGGCGCGCCCGGUUCCUCGCGCUCCUCUUCCUGCUGGCGCAGCUGCCUCCGCCAGGCGACGGCAACGAGGGCAGCGCCAUCGGGACUUGUUACUGCCACAAAGCGAUUCCUUCCGGCCCCCCUCCAAUGGCGGAGUUCAUGGCACAUCUCCGAAGACACCUGAGAGCCUACGAUCGCUGUAAUUCCUACGUCAGGUUCCAGCUACACUCCCGGAGUGUGUGUGGGGGCAGCAAAGAUUCGUGGGUUCAACAGUUGAUGAGCUGCUUUGAUCGCAAAGAAUGUGGAUACGCUAACUCUGGCAGUGCGGCCCCCCAGGAGCAUUUACCUCCUCCCAGCACCCAGGUUCCUGAGCCCACACAAAGGGCACCUUCAGACACGGGCUCCCCUGCUCAGACGUACCCGCCACCCGCCUCGCAGUCUACUGCGCAGCCCACGCUUCCAGCCGGGGCACGGUCCUUGGACAAAAAUCUCACCCGUGCCAAUGAAAUCGCUACAUCCACCGAGGGCCGCAGUCUGGCGGCUGGGCCUGAGGCUGGGGAAAGUCAGAAACAGCUGGAAGAAAAAGUGGGGCCUUCAGCGGGGACCUCAGCCAUGGUGCCCGUGCUGUCCCUCCUGGCCAUCAUCUUCAUUCUCACCACCGUCCUCCUGUACGUGCUGUGCAAGAGGAUGGCCCAUUCGCUGCCGCAGUCUCCAGAUUUGCAGCUUCCUUACAUACCCGUAGCAUCAGACUCCAAAGCCUGAGCUGAGAGUGGAAACCCGUAAGGGUAGACGCUGAGAUUUAUUCCCCCAUAUGCCUGUAAUUAACAUAUGCGAAUAAUCUCUAGCACCUAAUUGGCACUCCAUAGCUAUUUGAUGUUUAAUAUACAAACACCCGGCCACUGGCCUCUUGUAAACCCUUCCUGGGUUUUUUUCCUAUGCUAUAAUGUGAAAUCUACCUUUUACUGUAAUACCCUAGACAAAUUAUGUGUUUAAUUACUAAAGAUUAUUUUUAUAAUUAUUGACUCUUCUUUCUGCAGACAUUGGCCUCAUGCCCUUGCCCCCUUACCAUGGUUCCUGGCUUCAGCCCCUCCGCUCAGGGUCCCACCGCCCCCUUGUCCCACCCAGUCUGUCUUCACACACCGGCUGUUCCUCCCCCGACUCCCCACUGCAGGCCUGGGCCCUCCCCCUCUUCCUCCCUCCUCAGUAGGCACCAUGCAGUUUGGUUUUAUUUCCUCAAUCCCCGUAUCACCCACAUAUGUUCCAGUGAGAGUCUGAGCUCCUUGUUUUCAUUGCUGUUGUUUUUAUUAUUAAAACCCCUAGUUCUUCUUUUAUCUCUUUCAA
Leptonychotes weddellii (Weddell seal) is the source of this 1376-nucleotide messenger RNA. RefSeq names its product C-X-C motif chemokine ligand 16 (gene CXCL16). NCBI's taxonomy places the organism in Eukaryota, Metazoa, Chordata, Mammalia, Carnivora, Phocidae. Gene Ontology annotation, biological process: response to type II interferon; response to tumor necrosis factor; T cell chemotaxis. Gene Ontology annotation, molecular function: low-density lipoprotein particle receptor activity; scavenger receptor activity; chemokine activity. The record is from RefSeq and is a predicted model, not a curated record.